GAAGGAGGCGUUGGGAAGAAAGUUAUUUGUCUUCAACAAAAACCGUACCCCCAAACUUUCUAGGGUUUAUAUCAGAAUCCAGUGGACCUGAGUCAAUCGUCUAUCUUCUGGUUCCACAGAAACUUCACAGAAUGACGAUGACCCAGUUUGCAAUGGUCGAGGAAUUGGCUUUUCUUAUUAAGGACAAUCUUCCUUGCAAGCAUCUUGUUCUCUCAAUUGAAGAAGCCUUGGUCAACUUCCUUCAAGACGAUAACAGUCUAGAUGGGGUCAUGGAGCUGGAACCGAUGAAUCCAUACGAGCGUCUUCUCGUGCAUCGUCUUGCUGAUAUAUUUGGAUUUGCCCAUGUAUCCAUUGGCGAAGGAGAUGAAAGGCAUCUAACUUUAGAGCGGUGCCCAGAGACGUCAAUACCUUCAAUUCUUGUUAGUGAUAUUAUAUGGCAGUAUCAGGAAUCUCAACCUCCAACAAUGUCACACCAACUGUUAAGAAGAAAUGAAGCUUCCCCAGUGUUGAAAGCUAGAGAGCCUUCUCUCCAGUAUUCACUUGAAGAGAGGGAGGCGGCUUACCUGGCUGCUCGUGAGCGGAUUUUCUCAAUGGAUGAAGGCGAGAUCAGAGAAUCUGUGCAGCAGAAGCCCCGAAAUGUUCCUGUGGUUGCUCGACGCAUGAUUGCCCAUGCACUAGGUCACAGAAUCAACUCAUGCAACCAGGAUGUUAAAGAAUGUGAAGGCCAAAUUGCAGAGCUGACUGUUCAAGACAAAGAUUCGAGUGCAGAAGCUUGUCAAAAUGAAAACUCGUGCAGCAAAACAAGUGUGGGUAGCCAUAAUGGUAAUGGUGCAUUGUCUCAUGGUGGAAGGAAGACACCCCAGAAAUCAGCAGACAGGAGUCCUUCCAACAGUAGCAGUCCCCCAAGCAGAAGAAAUAAAUCGCGUGUUUGCACAGAGAACCCAAAGGAGGUACAUUUGGGAGCUGCAAGGAGGAUGUUUGCUCAUGCCCUGGGAUUGCAAUCACCAAAGGAUGCUCUUAUUUCAAAACCCGGAAACACACAGCAGAUGAACACUGAGUAGGAGCUUACCAUACCUCUAUACACAAGAACUGGAUUGAUUGCUUCCUGUUUCGCCUUCACCCAGUAGGCUCGAGUUCUCCAGGCUUCCUGUUCCACCAACUGAGAAACGACUCAACAAGGCACAUAAUGUAAGAUGGCUAUGGAGGACUGACAGUAAUACAGCAGCUCAAAACUUAACGACGGCAUAUAGGAGGAGAAACAAAAACCCGAUCCAGUGCAAUACCUGCAUCGCAUCAGAGGAAGACAAUGGAGUUUCAAGGAAAACCAGAAGGUUUCUGCAAAAAAAUUCAGCUGGGGUAUGAUCUUUUUACCCAAAUUUGAAGUUUUGGAGUAGAAACCCAGUCUUGGGGGUUCUUGAUUUUGUUAUGUAAGCAUUGAGCACUGUAUGAAAAAAUGGUUGGAUUGAUAAUUUUAUUUAAUAUUAUAAAGUAAAAUGUGAUUUUAUGAAA
This is a messenger RNA of Vitis riparia (riverbank grape), 1509 nucleotides long. RefSeq names its product R3H domain-containing protein 2-like. The record is from RefSeq and is a predicted model, not a curated record. Bases 132 to 1061 code for a protein of 309 amino acids. Gene Ontology annotation, molecular function: nucleic acid binding. Lineage: Eukaryota; Viridiplantae; Streptophyta; Magnoliopsida; Vitales; Vitaceae. The transcript has 6 exons.